CAGAGAGAGGGAGAGACACAGAGAGACUGGCUGUUUUUUGGGGGGAGCAAAGGGAGCCUUCGACGCUGCGGAUAUGAACUGAAAAGAAACACUGGAAGAGGCAGGGAUCGUGUUCCUAUAUCCCGAACAUUUACUGUAAAGGUGGAAAACCAGCCCCCCAAACCCUCCUCUCUCCCUAACAGUUCUUAUUCAGAGAGAGCUACACCCAAAGCCCCGACCGACCCCCUCCUGUUCCUGCUGCUCCACCCCUCCGCCGCUGCACCGCUCCGGCAACCGAGAUGCACACGGAGACCCGUAACAAGAAAUGCCAGUCGACUCCUAAGCAGAAGAAGAGUGCCGCCGGCGCCCAGAAGAAGCAGAGGAGCCCGGCCAAGCAGAGCGCCCUGACCCAACAACCGCCUCCGCCGUCAUCAUCACCGCCGCCGCCCGCGUCCAAGGAAGAGGAGGAGGAGCCGGCGACCAGGCCUCGGCCACCGCAGGGGGAGGACGAGGAGGAGGCGGGCGAGGAGGAGCGAGAGGAAGUGAAGAAGAAGGAGGAAGAGGAGGAGGAGGAGGGCGGGAGAGACAUGCCCUCUGUACAGAUCAAGCCAGAGCCAGAGGAGAUGGAGUGCACGCAGGCAGAUGUAGGUGACGACUGCUCGCAGCCAACAGACCUGAAGGUGAAGACGGAGCCGCCAGUGUGCAAGACAGAGCCGUCCUCGCCCGAGCCAUGCCCCGCCGAGGACCAGACCGAACCCGUUGACCUGUCGCUCAACAAGCCCCGCUCCUCUUCGCUUCCCACUUCGACGACGAGCACCACAGUCAACCCUGCGCCCAGCGGUGCCGUGACCCAACCCAGCCUGUCUGCCACACCGGUCCCCUCUGCGGUACAAUCGAUAGGCUCCAUGGUCCUCUCUCCAGGCUCCAUCUUGGCCACUCAGGGUGCCGGGGGCCAGCAGAUCCUCCACGUCAUCCACACAAUCCCCUCUGUCAGCAUGCCCAGCAAGGUGGGCCAGCUCCAGACCAUCCCUGUGGUGGUGCAGUCGCUGCCUGUCGUCUACACCACCAUGCCCACUGACGGCGUGGCCACAGCAGCCAUCACAGUGCCGCUCAUAGGCAGUGAUGGGCGCUCAGAAGGAUCCGUUCGUAUUAAGCCAGGUUCAACGUCUCCGGUGGAGUAUCAGAGUGACAGCGAUGCAGAGAGCGGGACAGAGUCUGGAUCAGCCUCCCUCAGCGCCCAGAGCCUCGACGCCGGGUCGGUUAUGGACUUGGAGCCCGUCGAUCCAGAUUCACCGGACAUCAAGAGGAGGCGGAUCCACAUGUGUGACUAUGAAGGCUGUAAAAAAGUUUACACCAAGAGCUCCCACCUCAAAGCCCACAGGAGGAUACACACAGGAGAGAAACCCUACCACUGUACCUGGGAGGGCUGCACCUGGCGCUUUGCCCGCUCCGACGAGCUGACUCGACACUUCCGCAAGCACACGGGGAUCAAACCUUUCCGCUGCACCGAGUGCGACCGCUCCUUCUCCCGGUCUGACCACCUCUCCCUGCACCGCCGCCGCCACGUCAUGAUGUGAACUCUCAACACCCCCCCCAACACCCAAUCAACCUCCCCGACAAACCGACCCCUCGACAUCUCAAAGUCCCUCACAGCACAUCUUGUACCAGUGCCCCCCACCCAUCAUGAACCUCUGCUACUUCCUGUGUCCCCCACAUCAGGAUUUAAAGCCCCAUCAGCAGAUAAAAAGACCUCCUUCCUCCUCCUCCUCCUCUUCAUGUUGAAAUCACGGGAAUAUCAGGAAUGUGUCUGCGCUUGUGUGCGUGCGCCGUGGCGGUUAGGAGGUUUUUACUGUGUGUGUUUCAACACAUAACCAUCAUCAUCAUCACCGUCCACCCAAUGACCCUCCCGCCCCAAAACAGUCCCCCCUCUCAUCCUCCAACUCUGCCCCACCCGUCACACAAGACGUCAAGACAAGGAUGAAGGACAUCCAUCAGCAGGGACGUUCAUCCAUCCAUCACAUGCAUCCAUCCAUCCAUCCAAAGGAGAGGAGGAAGAGGAGGAGAGAUGUGUGUGUGUGUGUGUGUAUUGUCUUUGAACUCGAAGCAGAAGUGGAAUCUUAAGCGAGAUGUCACUUCAGCUGCUUUCUUCUUUCCAAUAAUAUCAACUGUUUAGAGUCCAGAGUUGGGAAGUCAUGUGACUGCAACUUCGUGGAUGUUUGGAAGAAGCGGUUCCAAAUGUCUCAAAUAGCCCCCUUUCACAACAGGAACUUUCCAGGAACCUUUAUAGGAACUUUAAUUUGUCUUUUUAAAACCUUUCCAUUUUGACUUGAGGAGCAAUGACACAACAGAAGUUUGGAAACAUUUUUAGUUGGUGCUAAAAAAGUGUUCAAAUUCAAUUCCCAGCUCUGAUCCAAGGUUCCUAACGGACCAGGAACUGCAGAACUAAAUACUGAACAACGAUCCACACAGUGAUUCUGCUGUUUCUUCACAUGCAAAAUUGUGUCAGAGAAACAUGAUUUUCUGUGCUCAGCCCUCCAGAUGUUGUGGAAACGUGCGAAAGGGAUUCUCAGUUCCUGGUUCUGUUUGGAAAGGGGUCCAAAACAACCAAAACUCUGCUGGAUUUGAUCAAUUUGUGACCAGAACGUUUGCAUAAAUUAUUCACCAGAUCUUGAAGGCGAAGGCUUCCCAGCUGUGUGCAUAUCAGUGUUUGUGUAUGUGCACGAGCCUUUUCGCAGCAGCCGCAGUGACGUCAAACGUAUAUUUCCUCUUUGGCAAGCAUCCAUCUGAGGUUUAGAUCUAAAAGUCGUUUAUUCAUCCCGACCCCCCAUCUGCAGCCCCAACCCCACCCCCUCCCCUGGUACAGGGAGCUACAAGACUGUGAACUUUAUAAAGAUUCAUUUGUUUUCAUUGUAUCAAUCACAUUAUUGUCAUUUGUGUGUUCUCCCCCCGCACACACCUUUCUGAUUCUUCUCCUUCUUCUUCUUCUUCGAUAACAGUAUUUGCUUUUUAUGCGUCGUGUUGCUGUCGUUUUAUCAAUUAAGGCCUUCAGUUCUGUUGCUUUUCUUUCUUCUUUGCCAGGUUUGGCGCUCUUAACAGAAUGGCAUCCGUUUUUUUUUUCUUUUAAAAAAAGAAAAUGAUUUCAGAUCCUUUUGUUGUGUUCUGAGGCUGUGAAAAAGACUGAGGAGACACAAAUAGUUUGAGAUUACAAGUAAAACUCUCGCGCAGGGAAUAGGGGAGCUUUUCUGAGUGCGUGUUUUUUGCGCGCGUUGUUCAUGUGUGUGUGUGUGUGUCUGUGGGCGAGUGUGUGCAUGUUUUGAGACAAACACAUAAUCAGAAUUUAAGAUUUUUACGAGUGUGUGUUCCGGGCACUUGUUCUUUUACCUCUUGCCCGUUGAGCCUUAAUAACUGAAGUCAAUCUGUAAGGGCGAAACCAGAACCACUGACAGAGGGCGUUUGGCCGGAGAUCAACUGUGAGCCUCCACUUAUUAAGACACGGUUUGUCCGUGACUGCCUGAUCUUUGCAGCCUUGGCUUGUUUUCGCAUUGCUUCCUGUUUCGCGGCUCGUACAGCAGCGAGAGUUGAGCUUCUGUUCUGGUGUUUAGAAACCAAGAAGCUAAAGCUGUCAACUUUUUAAGAUUCCCAUUUUAAUUUGGAGACUAAAUUUCCUCGUAAACACGCCAUACUGUUGAGGGAAGCCUGUCAGUCUUUGCAGGCUUUUGUAUUUUACAGCUGCUGGAUUGCUUUUUUUAAAAUUUUUGCACAAAACAUGAAGAGGCCGCUCCAGAGCGCGCAGGUUUAAGCCUUUUAGAAGAAUCACAUUUGAGCGAUUGCUGAAAAUGUGGUGUUAGCUUUGAGAAGCUGCAGCAGCGACAGUGAAAACGGCAUUUGCACUGACGUUACGACACCUGUGGAGCCAUCAGGGCUCCAGCGGACGUCACAGUGUCCAGGCCGUCUGUCUGUCAGUGGUUCUGGGAGAAACCAGGCACUGUGUCGGGCUGUCAGGGUCCGGGGUGCCUGCGGUUUAAACCACGGGGAAACUAAACGCUCUCCUCACUAGCAUUUCUCUCGGGGGCGGGGGGGUCAAUUCUCUUUCAACUGAUUUUUUAAUUGUGACAGAACUUAAUGUCUUAAAUAAAAACUAACUCCAAUAAAUUCUAACAGAGAAUCUCAUAUUUAUGCUCUUUCCCUAGUUUCUCGACAUAGCGCCCCUGAUCUGUAGCCCGCGCUGAACUCAAAUCAGCACCUUCUUCAUGCUACCUUCAGGCAGUUGAAACAGAACUGAUCCCCUGACCCUGCCCUCUAACCCACGGUGUCCAUGUCUUAAGUGGGCUGUUCUUCAGCUCCCAUUCUGGACUGAACUUGAUUAUGCAACAUAACGCAGACCUCGCUCCAAGCGCUGUUCUGAACUGAGUAGUAGAGCACUAGCCGGUAGUUGCACUGCUGAUAUGCAGCUCACAUAGGUUGUAACAAGAACCUUAAAGGGAGGUCAGGACGCGUGGAGGCCCGCGCUGUUGAUCACUGAACCCAGCUGUGCUCUGAACCUGCUCUCAGAAUAAACAGCGAGCCGAGGGCGUGAUCGGCGGAGCUCGCGCUCCACAAUCCUGACGUGUCCCUUUCACAAAACAAAAAGGCGAGACACACUUUGCUUUUGCGACGCUGCUCUCGUUUGCCAUUCGGGGUUACUGUUGUUGUCAUUUCAAAAGCUAGUAAACGAGAGCGAAACGUUGUGCACCUGACUUUUCGUGGUAUGAUAGCUGAGAUGGACGUGCAGGCUUCCUGCGAGCUGAGUGCAUGCCAUGAACAGGGCAGAUUGUUGUUUGGUCUGCACACUGCAAAAAAACAAAAAAAGCAAAACCCUGUCUGAGCCAUGUCACUGAAUCUGGUUGUGGAUUUUGAAGAUGCUAUCAUUGGUAUCAAGAAAAGUCUGGAAACAGGUUUAACCGAGUGCAAAAUAAGGAAAAACGAUCACUUCUUAAGAACCUGAACUAAAUUCAGUCACUUGUUUGGAGGGAUUUUGUUGUUUUUGCAGUGCAGAGCAGAACAAUACAAUGUUCCCAUUCCUCUUAACAUCCCCUCUGCUUCAACUAAAAAAAAAAAACAUAGUAACUAAGCACAUCUUUCUAGAAGAGUAUAUGCAUUUGAUUGCAAUUUUCUUUCUUUUGUAAACUGUUGAUAAAGACAUUAAGGACAAUGACAAAUAAUUAAGAUAAAUCCAUGUACAUAAAUGUAUAUAAUCAAAAAGUGCAGAGUAAAUGUAACGGGUGAAUUUCUAUUUUUAACACUGACUAGAUAAUGUGAAAAAAAUCUUUUUUUUUCUUCUUCCUCUGUUGGUUUGAUGAAAUGUGUUUCAUCACGUGUUCUUUUUUUCAAUCUAAUAAUACGUUUGUUUCGUAGUUUCUUAAAAAAUGGUCCCACUUGUGUUGUGCACACUUGUUGCAUGGAGAGUAGCCUUCUUGUUUUCUUAUAGUGACGUUGGUGAGCAUGUCCGUGUGUGUGCGUGUGAGUGUGUGUAUGUGUGCUUGGAUGCGUGUGUCUGUGUGUGUGUGUGCGUGUGUGUGUGAGACGGUGGGUUUCCUUUAACAUUGAUAACCUGAGGAAAAAGAAAAUGAUUAAUUAGGGCUACAUUUAUUAGAACUGAGCUUAAUAUUUCUGCACUGGACCUCAUUUAAAAUCAAACUUUGUGAAAAGUGAGAUUUGGCUGGUUUGGGUCAUUUUUACACACGAGCUCCAGGUGUGUUCAGAAACUAAAAUAAAAAUCAGUGUUUUUGGUUAUUUUGGCUGCACAGGCAUGAAUUUGGUUUCUGGUUUUACAGUCUUCAGACUCACAGCGGUGGAGACAAACAUGUCCAACCUGUCCAACACCUCGUCCUGUUGCUGUAGUCCCUAACAGAAAAUCAGUUUGCCAUUUUAUUGCAGCAAAGCUUCACAUGUGCAAAACAAUUCGAAAAUGCUUUUUCUCCCAUUUGAAGUUCAGACAUCGAAGGAGUAAAAUUUUAACACCGAGACCAAAAUCAUUCAAGUGUAAGCGACAUUUUUUGUUAGCUUCCAACAAGAACUUGUUGCAUGGCAGCUGCAAAGGCUCAUGGGAUAUGUUGUUGUUGAAUGCUGACAGAAUAACGUUAAUUUCUCUUGGUUGAAACUGAGAGAUUUUUCCAUCCAGUGCAGUAGCAGAUUUAGCCCGUUUAGCCCAAAGCAGUCGAGCGUUUUUGCCAGACCGACUGAAGAAUCCCUCUCUGAGGAAACCCUUCGUGCUCCAGAAGCUAACAGAGCAGAAACCGGCUCAGCAGGCAGGACCUCAGCUCUCCUUAGACUCCACAUAUUCCUUUCAGCAAAGGCACAGGGUUGAUCUGAUAAACUGUGGAAACGCUCAGGUCCCGUAUUCCUAUCAUUAUGAAGAAAAUACAAAAAAAGAUGGCGUCUAGCCGCGGCGGUAGUUUUGUGUUUUUUAGUGAAAUGUGAGAUUUCAGCCUCUGACACAGUGCAAUGAAGGUGAACGGGAUUUAUAUUGUCGUGCUCACAGCAAUGACAGAAAUGACUGGUCAAAGUCGAGGUGCAGGUACUCGCGUUUACACUGGAUGGAGUUUGCUCACUUGUCAUGUGAUAACAGCUGGUUUUAUGAAGAAGUGGGUUAUAACCUCUUUGGCCGCCUUGAUGUUUUUCCAGUUUUGAUCUGAUGUUUUGCUUGAAAUCUGACCCAGAAGCUAAAUUAUGGACUGUUAGUAAAGAUUAGUUUGUCAAACUACUGCUACUAAGGCCAAGACUGAACUUUCCUGCUCGGUUUCACAGGGAUAUAUCUUCAGCAGAGAGCCAAUGACACCAGUCCUCUGAGGAUUUAAAGCAGUUUUUCAGCCCUCAAAAUACCACAAAGGAAACUCCAUUCACCUCCACUGUGUUGUGAUAGAGGCAGAAAUCUGAGAAGGACAUAAAAUAAAACCAAAUCUGUCUGCGUUGCGAGACACCGCAAAUGUUUUGCUUUUGAAUUUGGCUCGGAUUGGUUGCAUUAUUUAUAUGGAACCCAAGUCCCCUUUAUUUCAAGGAACUUUAACCCCACGUAGCACAUGUGUGUGUCAUUAUGGAAAUGAUACUGGCCCAUCGCUUUACAAGCACACUGAUCUGCUCUGGUGACCAUGAUUGCAGAGACAAACACACACUAAAACCUGCGGCGUCACGCUGAGGACAGUCGCUUAUGAGCCUGUUGACGAUGACCCGGACAAAGUCUUAUCGCUGGUGUUGGACUAGUUGCAGGGAGACUGAUGCAUGUGUUCGUGUUUUUCCCGCUUCCUGUUGGUUUUUUCGCGGUUUGUGCAAGCUUGUUUUCCCCUCGGUAUUCUUCUAAAUCUUCUGUUCGUGUAUAAAGCAGGAAUGUUCAUCUGUGAACAGGCAGUGAGACAACAAGGGUUUUAUCCCCACUGAGACCUUGACAGGAUAGAGGUCAUGUCUGAGGGUGACGUCACUGACUGUGUCCGUCUGUGUGCCUCGACUCACCACGAAUCACUUCCUCCGCAAAUCAGAAAUUUUAGGUAUUUUCUAUUGAAUGCAGUAACUUAUGGGCCAGUACUAUAUUUACCCAGUGCAAUGCAGUUAUCAUUAUAAUAAUACAAUUAUUAAUAAUAUUUUUUCUUUUUUGUAUUUGUACAGAACAAAUGUGUAAAGAUCAGUGAGGAAAACGUGAGCUUUUUGAUACUGUGACUCAUGGUGUUUAAAAGUCAGUUUCUCCCUGUACAGUUGUGAUUAUUUCCCCCUCCCUCCCUUCUUCUUUUAUAGAAUAAAAAAUGUUUUUGGUGCAAUUUAA
Chelmon rostratus (copperband butterflyfish) is the source of this 7771-nucleotide messenger RNA. RefSeq names its product Kruppel-like factor 8 (gene klf8). Gene Ontology annotation, biological process: regulation of transcription by RNA polymerase II. The coding region runs from base 279 to 1556 and encodes 425 amino acids. The record is from RefSeq and is a predicted model, not a curated record. The transcript is spliced from 7 exons. Gene Ontology annotation, molecular function: RNA polymerase II cis-regulatory region sequence-specific DNA binding; DNA-binding transcription factor activity, RNA polymerase II-specific. Lineage: Eukaryota; Metazoa; Chordata; Actinopteri; Chaetodontiformes; Chaetodontidae.